GAAGAGACGAUUGUGAUCAAGAUCAGCCAACCCAAACGAAUCCGAAUGCAGCUCUGCAUAUGGAUCGAAUCGAAUUGAAGCUUUGAAUCUUGUUCCUUAGUUCUCGAUCGAGGGAUCUGCUCUCUGAUUGAACGAUAGUUGCUCGCCAAGCAUGGAGAGUGAGGAUUCUCGGUGCUUUAGGUGGUGGUGGGAGGGAGAUCAUCCGUUCAAUAAUAUCAUCCCAGGCACGAUUGGGGUUAGAAGGAGAUAGCAGUGUGAAUGAUAUUGGAUUUGUGAGAAGGUUAGCUGAAAGAGACUGUAAGGUUUUGAUGUAACUCUCCUCCUACCAAACGCUCUCCUUCUUUUGGUAUGACUAUUAGCUUCACCUGCCAUUUUUUUUGCAAUGGCCGAACAAGUAUUCAGAGAGUCUACUAUAUAUAUAUAUUUGGUUUCAGAGCUCCAUUGCUCAUCAAACCCCUGUCUGCAUCUUCUUCUUCUCUCUCAAGAUAAAUAAGCUUUUUUUUUGACGUUUGAGAAAGCUGGAGAUGGCUCAAGAAGGUAGAAACAUCGAUGAGCAGGUUGUUGUUGGAGAGCAGAAAGGCUCAGUGGAAUGGGCUAUUCUAAAGCGCACUCGUCAGCUAAAUACCACGGCUUCUGAAGAGGUCCUCAAGCUUGCAGAAGAUCUUGAAACCUGGGAGAAGGACGACAAAACAAAGCUUAUAGUGACCCAGAGUGCAGGUGAUGAUGUUCAGAUGUUUUAUGACGGCCAGUUUUCAUCCCUUAACGAUAUUUACACGAUGUAUUGGCUUUGCUAUCAUAUUCACACAUACAAGAAGACUCAGGUCGCUAUUGUUGAUGGAAUAUGUAAUUUUGGAAGUGCAUCACUGAUGUUCGCAAUGAAGUUCUCUGUUGUGACAGAGAAAAUUGAUUUUGCUACUUUAGAAGCAAGUCUUGGGUUUCACACUGAUUGUGGUUUCUCUUACAUCCAUUCACGUCUUCCUGGUCAUCUAGGAGAAUUCUUGGCUCUAACUGGGACAAGAUUGAAUGGCAAAGAACUUGUAGCAGUUGGCAUGGCAACACAUUUCGUACCUUCUGCUAAAUUGGUUGAUCUUGUGGCACGGCUUUGGAGUUUGGACUCUGGAGACAUGGAUGUAGUCCGAUCCACAAUUGAAGAGUUCUCCGAGAAAGUUGAACUCGACAAAGACAGCAUCCUUAACAAGUUGUCAAUAAUUGAUAAGUGUUGCUCAAAAGAAAGUGUGAAGCAGAUCAUACAAGAAUUUGAAGCUGAAGGGAGCAAAGAGGGAAAUGAGUGGGUAACUCCAAUCAUGGGAUUUCUAAAACAAUCAUCUCCCACAGGGUUGAAAAUAAACCUACGAUCGAUACGUGAAGGUAGGAAACAAACACUGGCUGAAUGCCUCAAGAAGGAGUUUAGGGUCUCUGUGAAUAUCUUGAGGGGCACCAUAUCCAAUGACGCGUAUGAGGGUGCAAGAGCUCUGACCAUAGACAAAGACAACCGUCCCGGGUGGAAUCCAGCGACGUUGGAUGAGGUAGAUGACGAGAAAAUCAACUUGGUGUUUCUGCCCUUGGAGGAUGAUAUUAUUGAGCUUCGUAUCCCUGAAACCGAAGAUAACAGGUGGGGAGGCAAAUACGAGACUUGAGGUUGUGCAUGAGAGUACAAGAAUAAAAGAGGAGAGAGUAUAGUGUUUGUUGUUUUCGUUCAACUGUCAAGACUUUAUGCAAAACUCCGAAAUUAUACCUAGUAUGUUGUAUUAUUUCAUAAUCUGUUGUUGCUUCAUGUUCAAACACUCUAUGCAGUGAUGGUUUAACAAGGGUUGUUAUGUCUCAAUAAAUUUCCGUUUUCAUGGUU
Brassica napus (rape) is the source of this 1846-nucleotide messenger RNA. Its product is annotated as 3-hydroxyisobutyryl-CoA hydrolase-like protein 5. The transcript is spliced from 17 exons. Gene Ontology annotation, molecular function: 3-hydroxyisobutyryl-CoA hydrolase activity. The record is from RefSeq and is a predicted model, not a curated record. Gene Ontology annotation, biological process: L-valine catabolic process. The coding region runs from base 525 to 1637 and encodes 370 amino acids. Lineage: Eukaryota; Viridiplantae; Streptophyta; Magnoliopsida; Brassicales; Brassicaceae.